GGUCAAACCCGCCCCCGCAUUUGUCAGGUUUGCUGAUAAAUCAUCAUUCGUUAUAAGGAUUCUAAUGUCGCAAUCGUAGGAGAGUUAGUUGUAGGUUGCUGUCAGCUCAAUAUAUCUUAGCUCGUAGUUGCUGGCGGAAACAUGUACGAUUCGCUGGUGGGCUACAUUACUCAGACGGCGGAAGUAUGAUCACAAAUCAGUUGAUCCUUCUUGAUUUGUGAUCAGAGAAUAUGGCGUUCUGGUUCUGCAUAUAAGUAAUCCCAUAGUGAGCCUUUGUAGAAGGUACAGAAUCAAACAAGACAGCAAGAAUCUAAACUGCAACAAUGGCAUCAACACAACAAUCACUCGUCGUGCAAGAGACUGGCAAGCCAGUGGUGAAAGUCACAAGACCUAUUCCUACCCCCAAGGAAAACGAGGUUCUUAUUAAGACAACAUCUGUUGGCAUAAAUCCACAUGAUGCCAAAAGUCGAGAUAUAAAUCUCUUUCAACUUCCCAUUCCUACGACCUUAUGCAACGAUGUUGCCGGUGUAAUCACUGCCAAAGGCGAUAAAGUCUCCGGCUUCGAACUCAACGAUCAUGUAUUCGGAUACCCUAAGUUUGGGGUCGAUAGCCAAGCAUCCCAACAAUAUGCUCUUUUAGAAGUUGGAAGUUUUGCCAAAGUACCAUCCAAUAUCACCGAUGAUGAAGCAGCAACAAUUCCAGUAAAUUUAUUUGCUUCUGCUCUAUCGUUCUGGUCCGAUAAAUCUUUUGGGUUCCCAGCUCCGUGGGCAGACAACAAGACCUUCAAUGCUUCAUCUCAGGCCAUAGUGAUUCUUGGAGGAGGAACUAGCUGCGGAAAAUUCGCCGUCCAAGUCGGCAAAAUCACUGGCUUUGGAAAGAUUGUUGUGGUCGCGUCAAAAUCAAACACGGAUGAACUAAAAUCCUAUGGGGCAACCCAUGUUAUCGAUCGUCAUGGUACAGACUCGGAGGUCAAGGCACGUGUUCAAGAGGCUGUCGGUGAUGAGAUUAUUUACGUUUAUGAUCCUAUCAACCGUGAGCAUUCAUUUGCCAUUUCUUUGCUAUCUGAGAAGAAGAGAGGCAAGAUCAUAACACUGUUACGCGUGCAACCGUCUUCCGGAAAUUAUGAUAUUGCUCAGACACUUGGUUUGCCUCAAAUGCAUAUGGAAUUCUCCAAGGAAUUCUUCAAGCUAUUGCCAAGCUGGAUAAUCUCUGGAGAGAUCAAGACGCUUGGCUUCAAAGUCUUUGAAGGAGGUUUGGAUGUAGAUGCAUUCAAUAAAAUAUUGGAUGAUCAUCUGGCUGGCAGGAAUCCUGGAAAGUGGCACUUUCAUCCCAAUGCUUGAAUUGUAGUUAGAGGAAGAUAUUAAUGAAGAGAUUUGAGAUUAUUCUUAUUGACGGACCCGCAUAUUUUAUUUGAAAAGAAGUAGAAAUGAUUCUUUAUCUUGAUACUACAUCAUCACAUGAAGAGAUAAAUAAGUCUAUUGCCCA
Botrytis cinerea B05.10 is the source of this 1485-nucleotide messenger RNA. RefSeq lists its product as hypothetical. Lineage: Eukaryota; Fungi; Ascomycota; Leotiomycetes; Helotiales; Sclerotiniaceae. Bases 324 to 1340 code for a protein of 338 amino acids. The record is from RefSeq and is a predicted model, not a curated record. Gene Ontology annotation, molecular function: oxidoreductase activity, acting on NAD(P)H. The transcript has 2 exons.